AUGCAUGCCCAGCCAUGUGUGCCCCGCUACAGCCAAGCAGUGACGUCAUGCCUUGGGCCUUUGGGGGAGCUUGAGCACACAGCGUGUCGUGCUGGCGUUGUGAGGGAUAAGUCACCCACUUGUCCGGGGGUUUCUGAAGCUUCCUCAAGCUCGAUGCCUACGAAGGAAGGGGCGCCCCAUGGGGUUGAGUCCGAACUUGGUGGCCGCAGCGUCCCAUCGGUUUGUGACGCCAGACAACUUGAUCAUCUGCGGGAGGAUGGUAGCCCUGCACAUAGUAGUUCGGAUGCUGAAACUGUGAGUGUGCCGUAUCCCGAGGUGCAGCUGGACUUUGAUAUGCGUCAUGAUGCCCAUGGCAAGCCAGUUCCUGUUCCCUGCAGCCCUCGGACCAGUGACUUUGGGGUUGAAGCCAAAACCGCUGUGUCAAAUGCUGGUGGGACCAGCCCGGAGCCCAAAUACCUUUCCCCUUGUGGUUAUGUCACGUCCGCAAAACAGGCUACCCACUCACGGCUCGAGGUCCCUGCCGGUACUAGCCGCGCGCCAUCCCUUCGCCCGUCACAAAUCGGUGGGCUCAGCUCAAAAUGCUCCUCGCACAAAGGUCCAGCUGUGUCGGGGCCUUCCGUUCAAGUUGUGCCCGCUCGCGCCAUGAGUGACGAAGUCCGACCAGGGCCAAGGCGGGUUUUCAUGGGUUCAGCAGGUGUCCUUGAUGUGCCCAGAAAGGUGUCAGCGCAUGGACUGCAGCAAGUAGUAGCCCCCAUGAGUUCGAGGCCUGUCUUUACCGGUCCAGGCUCCAUUCCUCGGCGGACCGAAUGUUUCCCCAAGCAAGCCACAGCUUCUCCUUGUGCCGAGGAAGCUGCUGCCUUGGUUCUGGAGAGCGUGUUCGGCACAUCUGAAGCCCUGCUGCCCGGUGGUCGGCCACUGCCUCCUCGUCCGCCGACUCCUAAGCGGAAAAGGCUUGAGCCCGAGGACGUUAGCCGAUCAAGUGACUCAGCCACAUCUGGCGAGGGAGUCACGCUCACUCCGGAGAAUGCGGAGGCAUUUCUGGCCAGACUUGAUGCCCGGCCAACGUGUCCUUCAGGUCACCCGUUGCUUUCCUUUGGUUCGCCUGAGCCAAACUGGUGGUGCAGCGUGUGCAAGAGGGAGUUUGCCACGCGGCGCUUGCUGUGGGGGUGCAGGGUCUGCGACUUUGACAUUUGCGGAAAUUGCUUGGCCAAUCAGCGCAGUGGUCCCGCCAUUCCUCCUGCCCCAGGUCAAGAAGCCAGUCAAGGUCCAUCGUCCAGUGAGGCGAAGGCGUGGCCCUCGAUAAAGCUCCUGCGUGCUUCAGGAUUUUUGACAGGCAAAGACAUGUUCCCGGAUGACCUUCGUCUCGCCAUGGAGGUGGAUGGGCAAAACUUGUCGGUUUUGGGCUAG
Symbiodinium natans is the source of this 1407-nucleotide messenger RNA. The record is from the annotation of a GenBank genome assembly. NCBI's taxonomy places the organism in Eukaryota, Dinophyceae, Suessiales, Symbiodiniaceae.